AAAUGAAUAAAAACUGAGCUGCAAGCAACUAACCAGUAAAUAUUUCUUCUAUACACAUUCGCCCAGUAAACGUUUUCUACAAAUGGGUACAUUUGCUGGACAUGUGUUCCCUGGGAGCGUUUUCAUCUUUUUUGGUUUAUGGUCUGUUUGGAAUAUAGCAGAAAAAUUUAGCCGACGAAAACGUUAUGAAUUAAACAGGUCCAGAGAAUCCAUUCCAUUAUUUAUCAAUAGAAUAUCAUUUCCAAUUGUGAGAAAAACUUCCAGUAACCACAACUGCUGUAUAAAAAUUAUACCAUUUGAUUCAGUUCUCAAAAUUUUAUGUUGCGUCAUUGUAUUGUGCGAAGAAGUUCAGUUAGGCUUUAAAAAAGACUGGACGGAUGUGGAUCCUCAUAGUGCACAACAUGUCAGUAUGAUCUCUUUAUUUGGAGUAAGUGGCGUUGCUGAAGUAUGCAUACUUUAUGGGGUAUUGAAAAUUCCAGUCCAAUCGGAAUACUUCUUCACCUUUAUGGCACUUCUAGGAGAAUUCUUUUUAUUCAUGUUUCAUUUACACGGGAGAAGUCCUUUGGAUGUUUACAUUCACUUACUUCUAGCUGGGAUGGUCGCAUUAGGUGUUGUACUACUACUCUGCGAACUGAUAGCUCCUCAUCAACCAGUUUAUGGUAUAAUGCGCAGUUGGACAUAUCUAAUGCAAGGAACAUGGUUUUGGCAAAUUGCUGCCACAUUAUAUCCAACGUCAUCAUGGAUGCCAAUAUGGAACCACAGCGCACCACAAAGCCUAGCAUCGGCAGCUAAUUCAUUCGCCUACCAUAUGGUGGCUAAUUUCUUCGCAAUCAUUUUAAUUUUUAUAUUGAUCAGAUUACGUCACAGAGUUGGAUUCAUCAGUAAUAAAACAGUGAUCAACCACCUAUCGUCCACAGUAGAAGCGCCAGCAGGAAAUUCAGUGAUAAGAAGAGAGAACGAGCAACAAAAUUAUAAGAUCCAGACAUUACAAUUUCAGAGUUUUACUCCGCAGAAUGAUGCUGAGGAGUUUAACUGAAUUAUCAUCUCGACAAAGACGCUUGUUAAUGUGCAUGAAAUAAAACAUAAGCAAUUAUAAAGUAAAAGUAUGCAUGAAUAUGAAAGAAAUCGACUUAUUUUGAAAUGAAAAUAAAUAUGUUUAAAUAUUUACCGUCAGCUAGAACAUUAAACUGAUCAAUUUGAACUGCCUAUUCUCCAUUGUCAAAUUUCGUGGGAUACAAAUGAGCUGAGAUUUAUA
Trichobilharzia regenti is the source of this 1255-nucleotide messenger RNA. NCBI's taxonomy places the organism in Eukaryota, Metazoa, Platyhelminthes, Trematoda, Strigeidida, Schistosomatidae. The record is from the annotation of a GenBank genome assembly.